This is a messenger RNA of Aphanomyces invadans, 1947 nucleotides long. RefSeq lists its product as hypothetical. The transcript is spliced from 3 exons. The record is from RefSeq and is a predicted model, not a curated record. Lineage: Eukaryota; Oomycota; Saprolegniomycetes; Saprolegniales; Verrucalvaceae. The coding region runs from base 1 to 1947 and encodes 648 amino acids. Gene Ontology annotation, molecular function: aspartic-type endopeptidase activity. Gene Ontology annotation, biological process: proteolysis.
AUGGAGGCGGAUUACGAAGCUGCUUACGUUUUUAAUGCGCCCGCGUUGCCGACGCCACCGUCGUUCUGCGGUGAUACCCACGCGGAGAAGCAUCAGUUUAUGCGAGACUUCGAGAAGUAUCGUGGUCAAAUCGAAGCGCUACAGGCCGCUGGCCAGCGACCGUUUCUAAUGCCGGUGUCAACAUGUAUUGAACCUGCCGAGAAGCGCAUGAUUGCGUACUGGGAUAUGGACGGCAGGGACCACAAUACUGUGACGGAAGUCGAGUGGCAAUCACGGUUCAUGAUGGCUUACCAACAGCCACCCCCACUCGAGGUGGAUGACCUCGUGAAGAAGAUCAAGUCGAAGAUGGUGCGCGACGUGACCAUCUCUGAGGGCGACUCGCGCGUUGGCCGCAUGAACUGGAUUUUCGAUGUCGAACCGAAGCUGAUCGUCGAGUCUAUCAUUAGCCAGUUACAACCGCCUGGGUUGAAAGCCCAGGUGCAGAAGAAGAUGAAGCAUUCUCAAAACAAGCUGUUGAAGCACAAUGUUCGUCGGUUUACAUCGUGGCUUAAACAAUAUGCUGCCGGGUACCAGGAGUACCACGACGGCUUUCGUGAAACGCGAGAGCUGAAGGCGGCGAAGACAGCCGCGGCGACGCCGCAGAAGACCCAGUCAAAGAGCCAGAGCAGCGGCUCUGAUGCUGCCAAGAGCACCGCCAAGGACCAAGGUACAUUGCGCUACAAGCAAGACGUCAAGUGCCUGAAGUGUGGCUCGACCGAGCACAAGGUUCGCGAGAACCCCGGCAUCACGGAAGAAGAAGCGAAAAAGUUGAUUGCGGCCUUUUAUGGCAAGAACCGCCAGAAGAAUGUCAAGGCGCUGGUGCCGGAAGACCCCAAGCGCUCCAUUGCAUAUGGCGCAAUGUUGAACGGCGUGCUGUCGUUGCCGAGGCUGCUCCUAGAUUCGGGAGCAGAUGACUCGCUCGUCACAAGAGGCGUGGUCACUGCGCUCAAGAACCUAGGGGCCGCGGUCGACAUUGUGGGAGCAAAGCCCAUGACCAUGAAGCCGUAUGGUCCGUCGUCGGAGCCGUUGCGCGUGACGAAGCAAGCGCGCUUCAAGACGGUGCAGCUAGAAACGUCGUUUGGCCCGCUAGUCUUGCGUGGUCUCAAGCAGGAUUGUGACUUGCUCAUCGGCAAACCAGUCAUGGAGGUCCUUGGCUUUAGCCAGGACGGAAUGCUGGUCCAAGCCCUUCGGAAGAAGACAGCGUGGGAUCACGAUGAUGUCGAAGUGCCUACAACUCCCCUGGGCCGCAUCAGUCGGCUGCGAGAUGUGUCGGUGGAAGCCGGCGAAGGCACGGUCGACGAUGACCUGUGCACGACGCCCGAAGUGAAGCUAAGGUCAGUAGUCGCCGAGGUUAAGCGAAUCCUCAAUAUGAAGGUCGCUGAAGCGAGAGAGUGUGGACUCUCGGAGCACCAAUGUUCCACCCUUCACGGCAUCGUUAUGAGGCACGUCGAUGUAUUCCGGCUCGAGUUUGGACAAGACCCGCCGGUGGAUGUCGAGCCGCUAAAAGUGCGGCUGAAAGAAGGCGCAGUGCCUGUGAAUUGUGCGUUGCAACGAUACCCGCCUGCCCACAUGGACUACCUGAAGGAGCAUGUGGUGGAGCUCGAGGCGGCCGGUCUCAUCUACCGCAACAAUCGUACGACAUGGACCGCAGCGCCACGAAUCGUGCCGAAGAAGGAACCGGGCGAGUAUCGUAUGACUAUCGAUAGUCGCCCGAUCAACGCCAGCACGAUCCCAAUGCCGUCCCCGAUGCCGAAUUUGGACGCGGCCAUGGCGAUGCUUGUUGGCUCCAUUGUGUAUUUCACAUUGGACUGGCUGAAGGGGUACUGGCAGUUGCCAUUGCACCCCGACAGCCAAAUGCUGUACUCGUUUAUGACACCCUUUGGCGUCUCACGCCCACGCGUGUCCUGA